Messenger RNA from Cavia porcellus (domestic guinea pig), 5293 nucleotides. It is a transcript of the gene Fbxo48, whose product is annotated as F-box protein 48. Gene Ontology annotation, biological process: SCF-dependent proteasomal ubiquitin-dependent protein catabolic process. The record is from RefSeq and is a predicted model, not a curated record. Gene Ontology annotation, cellular component: SCF ubiquitin ligase complex. The transcript has 4 exons. Gene Ontology annotation, molecular function: protein binding. Bases 486 to 953 code for a protein of 155 amino acids. NCBI's taxonomy places the organism in Eukaryota, Metazoa, Chordata, Mammalia, Rodentia, Caviidae.
GUGAAGGACCACGGGGAAGGACUCCAAUCCCGGAGAAUUUGAAUCGUGGGAGGAGAGUCAGUAGGACGCUUGCGCGAGUUCUUGGGACUUGGAUAGCGGUAGCUCACACAGACCGUGUUAGAAUGGUGGUCUGCAGGGGACGCGGAGUCGCCACUCCUACCGGGGUCCCUACACGGUGGGGGACUCCGAGAUCCAGUCUGGCCGAGCAGCGCCCGCUCCUCCAACUUCUUGGUCCAGGGACACUUAAAAGGGAGAGGAGCUCUCAUCUAACUGGAAAGGCAGUUGAGCAAAACUUGAUACACAAAGGAGAAGGGACAGAAAGGGAGCAGUUUUCCUGACAUCUGGUUGAAACUGAACUUGGAAGAUUAUUAGUGAAACUUUAAGAACCUGUCCUGCAUCUCUAAUUAAAAUCAAAAGCUUUCAUACACCUCCUGUGGAAUUCUUUCGAGGUUGCAGAUGAAGAUAAUUUACUAAAACAUCAAGCUAUGCAGAAAAAUUCCAAGAGGAACAGUAAAGUGAAAGUUUGUAACAUAGAAUUGAACUCUGUGAAUGCUGAGAAGGAAAAAAACAAGAGUCAAAAUAACUUCGUUGAACUGUUUCCUCCAGAAGUGACUUUUAAAAUUUUCAGUCAGCUAGACAUUCAGAGUUUGUGCAGAGCUUCAGUGACCUGCAGGAGCUGGAAUUACACAAUAAGAAACAGUGACUCCUUAUGGAAGCCUCACUGCUUGACUGUCAGAGCUGUGUGCCAAAGAGAAAUAGAUAAUGACCUAGAGAAUGGGUAUUCCUGGAGGGUCAUACUACUGAGGAAUUACCAGAAGAGUAAAGUCAAACACGAAUGGCUAAGUGGCAGAUAUAGCAACAUCUGUUCUCCCAUUAGCCUACCAGAAAAAAUCAUGUACCCAAUGGAUGCAGAUACAUGGGGGGAAAUUCUUGAAGCAGAACUGGAGAGAUAAGGAAAAAAAUCAUAAACAAGUCCUGGAACUCUGAGAGUUUAAAACUAAAAUGAUUCAGGGUGCAAAACGUGUAUUUUUAUCUGUCCAUUUUUCUCCACCUUUUUAAUAUUUAACAAAGGGCAACAGUAGGAAAUAUAAAAGUAAAGCUUUAUAUUUAUUUUGCACUUUAGUAAAAGUAUUUUUAUGGUUUCACUGUCUUGUAAAAAAUCAUGAAAUGUUAUUUAUAAGAAGUAAUAUACUGAUAGAAUUAUUUCAAAAUGUGUUGUUUCCUGUACUUGUGUUAAAAUACUGCAGUAAUUUAAACAAUAGAAACUAGUGUUUUCUGCUAGGGAUAAUUUUUAAAAUUUCAUAAGCAACUUGAAGAAACUGUCUUUUAAGAUCUAUCAAGAGUAGAUGUAACUAGAUUUUGGAGGACUAGCUAAGUGAAAAAAAUAGGGAUUUUUUUAAUAAUUUCAGUAGCUAAAAUUUCCAUUUAAAUGGAAUCAGAUUGUACUGUCAAACAGUGAAAUUAUUUUAAAAUAAUAUUAAACUUGUGGUUUGGUUUAAAAGUAAUCGAAUUUUAGGGUUAAACUUCAUCAAAUUAAUAUUCUUAUUACUUUCCCCCAAACCUAACAUGAUCCUUAAGGGUAAAAAUUCAUGGGGAGUGUCCAGAGCACCACCUGCUGAACUGCCACACAGUGUCUUCCUUAGUAAAUCUUUCUGACAGCCAAAUAGCACCAUCUAGUGUUCUCCUUGUGGAAACCAAAAUAAUGGGUUUUCAGCUCCUUUUCAUUAUCUCCAUAUUAAAAAAUUAUUCUUGAGAAAACUUAACGCUUGACGUCGUUACAAUUUAUAACUUCCCUAGAACCUUUAUUUCUACUUUCCUCUUUUUCAUAAAAGCAAAUCAUAUAGUGUUCCCUCUCGCAAAUUGUCACUGUAACCCUGGUAAACACUAUAGCAAAAAUUAUCUAUAAACCAUUUUAGUUUAUAUGGGAUUUUUCUUAAAAUGUGCUCUGUAGCAUGAAAAAUAAGAUGAUUUAUUAUCUUCUCUCUUCUUGAAAUUAGAAGAAGUCUUGAAAAUCCAGCUGUCCAGCUUCCAAAGCUAUUCAGUAACUUCCCUUCCUGAACACGAAGCCAGCCCAAGUUCAAGCACUGCUAGUAGCAGGAUCUCUGUCAUGUCACAAACAGUCCUAUUACACUGCAGAACUACUCUGAUCAUUUGAAAUUUUUCCUUGUUGAACUGAAGCCCCCCUCGCUGUAAAUUUGCAUACUAGUCUUGUUCUGUUCUCUAAAACUUAUUCUGUACUGUUGCACUUAAAUAUUUGAAGGCCGCUAGUCCUCUCUUCGUAUGCCUUCUACCCCAGUUCCUUCUGCUAGUCAUGAAGUCUUAGUACUAGACCCCACAGCAUUGUCUUCUGUACAUGCCCUCUUAACAAAAAUGUAAUUGGAAAAGAAGAUAUCCUACUAAUCUUAUUUAAUAAGAGUGUAUUAGUAGAUAUCCUACUAAUCUUAUUUAAUAAGAGUGUAUUUCAAACUAAGAAUAUAGUUUGAAAUUUUGAAAGUACAGGGAAAAUCAAACCCAUUAGAGCAUUUUUCUAAAUAGUAUAUGUGUACAACAGCAUAUGUACACAUAUUUGUUACCUGUUACUUUAAUGGGUAUGGAUUUCCCUUUCUAUCACAAUUUGUUCCCGGCAUAGUUCUGAGCUCUUCACCACUUGAAGGAUAAUUCUUAGGAAAUAAGAACGGUGGGAAGGAAUCAGGUUUAUUCAAGGGCUGAGAAGACAGAAUGACUACAGCUUCAAAUCUCUGUCUUCUGGGGCUCAGGAGCACAAAGAGCUUUUAUAGAGGUAGAAGAGAUGAAUAGGGCAGGAAGGGUCCUCGUGGCAAGGCAGUGAUCAUCAUCCUUAGUGUGUGACACAUUUUUUCCUUCUCUGGAAUAUUGCAGUGGGUCUCAGCCUCCUAGGGCUAGUUUCUAUAGUGCUUUUUAAAUAUACAUCACUUUUCUGCAAGUUAAAGCACAUCAGCUUACGUACUUUGUGUUCAUGGAUUGUAAGACUAAAGAACAAGGAAGGGUUUUAUAUUGUCAGAUGUUCUGGAUACUGCAAAUCUAAAGAACGAUUUAUCAUUUAAUAUCUUAACCAUUUAGCUGGGACUUCUCUUCAGUAUUUAGGGUGUCAACAAAAAGAAAAAGAAUAUAAAAGGAUUAGGGAGAGGCAACAACCUGAUGAGAGGAAAAAGUAAGUUUGCCAAGGACAGCUGCAAAGCAGCAGCUCUGCCGUGCGUUCUCUGUUAAUAGAGAUUACCCUAUGGAGGGAGAAUUGCUCGCCUCACUUCUCCAUAGGACAUUUGUGAUAUCCUGCCUCCCCGGCCUCUGUGUUAAGACUAGGGAUGGAAACGAGCCAAAUCCCCCUCCUGCAGGAUCUCAUACAGAGGCUCUUUACUCAGUAGCAUGAGAGACUGUGAAGUGGAUCCUCUAUAAAGGAAUGUAGAGCCAACAGUCGUGAGAAACAGCUGCAGAGAGAGGCAUGCUUAUAUUCAAUACCCCACGCCAGUCCGCUGAGAGGCUGAGGCAGGAGGAUCACAAGUUUAAACCCAGCCUGGACACCGGAGUGUUUUAGCAAGACCCUGUCUCAAAGUAAAACAUGGAAAGGGGAGGGGAUAGAGCUCAGUGCAAAGACCCUGGGUUCAGUCCAUCAAAAGAGUGCUUUAAAAGACCACAGUUCCAGUCGUUGCCUGUCAGUUGUACUGAACUAACUCGAACUGCGUUUCAGCCUUUGCACUAGAAGCCUUGCCUAUUUUGCAAGGAUGUGGUGUACCUGAGUUUCUGAGGUAUCAUACAAUAUAUUCUUUCGUGCUUUUCCUUUUAUGUCCUCAUGAGGCUUGUUGCUUCUGACUCCAUCCCGUAUUUCUCCACCUGCUCCCAUCUAGCCAUCCCCAUGACUGCAAUGCUGUUCGGCAGGCUAGCAGAGGCUUAGCCGCCAAAUCCAUUCAAUGCGUCUUAGUUGUUGGUGUAUCUGACACAUAUAAACACUCGGUUCUUGUAACUCUUUCCUCCAGGGUUUCAGGCUGGACUGUCUUGGAUUUUUCUUUGCCCCCUAACAGUGCUCUUGGUUUCCUUCAAGGACUCCCUGCCUUCGUCUGUUCAUUAUGUGUCGGCGUUCACUGCAGCUCAGACGGCUGUCCUUUGAUCUCUUUAUAUCCUGGACAUCGGAGGCGAGGCUGUCUCCCCUUCCAGUAUCACUGCUGUUGUUGGUGCUGGUGAUGUCACAUCUCAUAAAACGAAUCCAUCUCCCUCCAGCCUGUACCUCAGUGAACUGGUGUUUCCUGAUAGCGACCAUUUUUACUGUUCUGCAUCAUUUUCCAUGUCCAGUCAUCAAUCAGUUCUUACUUUAUCAUCCAAAUACCUAAGUAUCCAAUGCUUUUCUAUGUGUCUUUCUUCGUUACCUAAUUCUCAUUCUCUUUUGAAGUUGGGGUUACUAUAGAAACAUGUAAACUGGUGAUCUGCCUCUGAUUCCUUUUUCUUACUGUCUCCAGGAUCAUCUUUCUAAAACUCCCAAAUUAGCGUUUCACCCUUCACUUAAACUUAAACCUACGUGCAGGUAGAGUUCAAACUCCCCUAGCAGAGCCUAUAGGGCCUUUAAUGAUGUGAUCUAGCCUACCUCGCUGGCUUUUUCUCUCACAGCUGUCCUACCCUAUAACUUUUGCUUCAGCUGUACCAAACUGUCUGCAGUUCCCUGAACAUUAAAUCCCUCGCUUCACUGCCUGUGCGCAGGCUGUGUGAUACACUUGGAAUAUUCUUCCUCUCAUUCACCAUUAAUUCUUUACUUGAAAAUUUUCUCUCCAAAAUGCAUCACUUUGACGAGCUCUUAACUGCACUUAAGAAUUAAGUGAUUCUUGAGAUUUCUGUAUUUCUUUGUUCAUACCAUUCACAAAGCUGUUACACUAUGUUAAAUUGUUUUAUUUUUUUUUACUCCCUCCUUUAGACUGUGAACUUCUUAAUUGCAGGGACCAUUUUUUAUUUAUUUUUGUGUUCCUAAGAUCUGGCACACAGUAUGUGCGCCAUAGAAUGUUGAAUUAUUUCUGUAGUUAUUUAUUUCAAUCCUACUCUGAAUGUAUAAAAUUUACUUUGUUGUAAUUUAAAAUUUGCAUUAUCAUAGUCACAGAUUUGCUAUAGUAGUAGUAAAUUAGUAGUAGUCAUAAAGAUUGUAUAGACAUGCAAUGUAUAAUUGUUAAGGUAUGUGAGAUGAUUGAUUUUAAUGCUAAUGUAUAUUUGUGUUAGUCUUCUCAAAAGUAUACAAGGAAAAUAAGAAAUAAAAAAUAUUUUGUUAUUUUUUUAAAUAAACUUAAUGUCAAAAAUAUCA